ACCAUUUCAGUUUAAUCACUGGACAACACUGCAUUUUCAUUUUCAGCGCAAAUAAAUAAACUUUUUAAGUACGAACUUAAAACGAGUUUCCAGAAAUAUUAAGCAGUCUUGGCUUAGUCUGUGUAGCAGUUAAGAUGUUGCAGGACCUCCUCCCCUUCGCGCUGUAUCAGUGGGGGCGUCUUCACUUAUACCGAAGAAAUGGAUAUGGUGCAAAAGAAUCAGAAAAUCUGUUACGAAACGACUCAAUUCCCUGGCGUGGAUUGGAAAAUCUCAAAAUCCUUCGAAAUGGAACGUUAUCAUCUUUUACGGAUAAAGCGAUCGUCUCCAUUCAUCCCAUCCGAUCCACUCCCACCGCAUCCGACCCUAAUUCUCUCGUCCUUCUCAACCUCCGCGACAACGAGGUUUCGAAAAUAUCCAAUACGACCUUGACCUUUCUCCACCUUUCUGCAGAUUCCGACCCCACGGAGCUUACCGUGGGAAAUGAUGAGCUUGAUGGGGACUUCUCCCUCCUCUACGCAUCCGACAUGGACCCGACUUCUGGCAGUGUGACCCUCCUUCUCAAGGCAGAACUUGCCAUCUUCUUCUACACUUAUGCGAAAUCUGACCCAAACACCAUUUCAUAUUUGGCGGCGGAUUAUAUAUUUUCGAGAAACAAAUACCAUGACAAUGACCCCAACUAUCUCAUGGUUGCCGACAAGUUCACUUCUCAACCCGAUUGGGUGGCCCUGUUUGCCAGGAUCCCAAACGCCUCGGGUUCUGGAAACAAAAUAGAAAUCUACGCCCUCUGUCAAGCUAUUAACCCGAAAAGCGAUUAUCAAUUUUGUGACCCAGGCGAGGGCGGGGUUACGAUUCCACCCGCGCUGUAUGAAACCUUCGCCGUUUGGACGACCCGAGCGGGAUCAGCAUGGCCAGGCUUGUUGUGGGGCAUGGAUGGCGAGAAUUCUCUGGUCGGGUACAAUUUAGAUGUAGACCCGACUCCGAUGGUUAUGGUGGAAAAGGAGCGAAUCACACUUCCGGUGGGGAUCACUUCGAACGUUACCCGGGUAGAAUUGAUGGCUGUGGACGAUAAGGUGGACUAUUUACUCGUCCAUUUGGGGGAUGCGGGGGACGUUCUUGCCUUUAAAAGUGAAGGAGGACAGAAAUUUGUACCGGAGUUGGUACUAUUUGGUGGAGAUAAUGGCGGUGAUUCUGAACUUUUGACGGAAGCGGGGGAGACUUUGAUCUCUGCAUCGAAAGGACCGCUAAUCACUCAGACUGAUCUGGCCCCGCCGUUCUCCCUGAAAUCAACACAUCCCGCUCAAUUUAUUUGGAAAGGUUCUCCCCUCGCCCGUGUCCACUCAAUCCCGCUUUCGGGCAAGGACGGACCCGUGGUCAUUCUCGGAAACUCAGAGGAAGGCGGGGUCAAUUGGGUCGUCGCGCAGCCGGAAACCGUGGGUCGGUCGCCCUACAUUCCAUCUCUGAGGGAAUCACUGUCUUACAUCGCCCCAUCGAACCUGACCUUGCCCCACUUACCCUUCCCAUCUUUCCGCCGCAUUAUCGAGACCAAUCCAACCACUCCCUCGAUUAUCGCCCCCAUUCCAUCAUCCACCUUCAUCAAUGCGCUCAACAUCCAAAAGGGAAAAGUGGAACUGAGUCUCAUGCUCAUUCCGGAGAUUGGAUUCCGUGUGGAUUAUUCCGGCGGAGCGAUGCGUCCCCCCAAAAAAUCGAUGGACGUCCCCCUGAUCGGGGAAGGCGGGUGGAACUCGAGACGACCAACUUGGAUAGGCAUGGAUCCCGGGAGUGGUGCGUCACGUUGGGAUGCGUCCUACUUUCUGAUUCUCAACUAUAAAGUGUACCCUCUCAAGGAAACGACGGUUUGGGACGAUUAUUCAGAAGAUACGGAUCCCACCAAGGUCACGCGGACGUUCGUGGUCAAACCUUCCAAGACAAAAGAUCAGCCAGACGACCAUGUCAUCACGUAUCGCGAAGAUUCCCAGACCUGGGUCGUCGUUUCCAGGGAUAAAACAAAUCUUCAAUUCGGCGGGACCGGUGCGGUAAGAAAUGGAUGGAACAGCGGUCAGUGGAAUCUCGAUUGGACCCCGAGAACUAUGGAGUGGGCCUUGAUAAAAUCCAGCGUUAUUGACCCGGACGAAACAGGAAACACGAUCACGUCGUCAUUCACCUACACCGAAGUCACCGGAUUUAUGGAUAAUAAUGCCUCCGAGGGGGAGGAGGGCUUAGGACCGCGUCCUUACACGAAGGCACUCCUCCCUGCCACGUUCUCCUCGAGCAACGGGGGCACGGUGAACUGGACCUGGGACACAACUCCGGGACAGGAACGAUUACAAAGUUUCCAGCUAAACUUGAGCGGAAGGCGUCAAUCUGUCCAAUUCCAUUACGACCCAAAUAAGGCCAUGUUGUCACAGAUUUCUCAAAUUUUUGAAGACCCUCAAAAUCCAACAACGUUACUCGAAUUCGGUUACGACACGGAGCACUAUGAGCUGAUUAACAGCAUCAAUAUUCCAGAACGAGGCCUCCAACUGCGGUACAGUUAUGAAAAGCUGCAAUAUGCAAAAGAGGACGAGAAGGUUGUAAUGAAAAUCAACGCAAUAAAUGGAGCAGCACCUGCGACGGCGCAUGGCGUUGGGAUGUCCUAUUUCGACAAUGGGGCAAGUUUAAUCGCAUGGAAUGCGGGAGAUGGCACGUGGACUGAUCUUUCACAGCUGGUGGAGGAUGACGAUAAUCAAUUUCUCAAUUAUGCCGCUUACACGGUCACACUUGCCGCCAAAGAUAACUGCGUCUUCCGCCUGAUCACGGGGGCCCAGGAUUUCAUCUCGGUCUGGUGCGUCAUCCCGACAGAUCCCAGUCCGUGGAGUUUCAAAAUGAAGAAACAACUCCCAUCACAAAAUCGGGCGACUCUGCUCCCUUCCGGUUUGUUAGCUCUACUUUAUUACGGGAACGUUCCCACGCUACAGCUGGAAGAGUGGAAAGAGGGCGACACUCCCGACAAAUCGGAUUUCGUAAUCCUAACCACAGUCAACAUGGGCGGUGAUUCACUUCCUGAUGCAAAAAAGGUCACUAUUCUCGACGAUCGAGUAGUUUGGCAGACUACGGACCGGAUUUCUUGGGUGGUCCGAGGAUUAGGCGGGAAGUGGUGGACAUCCCCGAAAUAUUUAGACGCUUUUCCCACAUUACAAAGUUGCUCGGACUUCUUCGCAUCCAAAUUUGACUUGGGGCCGAAAGGGGAGUCGAAAUUCCGAGACGCUUUCGACCCCUACAGACUACAAGUUGAUGGCCAGGCGAGGGGAAUUUUCCAAAUGGGCUGCUACCUCUCCGACCCGGCCAAGAAUGUGAUGACGUCUUCGGGACAGAUAUACGAAUUGACCUCGGCAGGACAGCUGGUACAGGGCCAAAGUUUCCAACAGGGUUUCGAAACGCUUACGGACAUUAACAUAUCUAAAAAUGCCACAUUGGACGAUGGAACACCGAUCACGAUCCACUUUAAAUAUUCCCCACCAGACAAAGACCAUCAACGGUAUCUCAUCAGCAUCGAGAUCGAUGAUCAUUCUGAUUUGAAUAUAAACGCGACCCGUCAAUUUCGCGAGGAUAACGAUAAACACGACGACAGAUCCAUUUUGUUCAAACCGGGGGAGAGGCUUUUGUACCUUCUUCCACAAGGAAGACUUGCCAUCGGGGGGCCGAACAAGACGGAAGAGAUGCACGUAUGGGUACCCGAAGAGAGGAUUUUGUCGACAAGGGACGAUCCAAGGACGUGGGACAAGCAGAUGCUGAGUGAUCAGGCAGGAAAAAAAUUCGAUUUAAUAUUGAGCAAUAAUUUUGAAAUUAAACGAACCGAUGAAAAUGGACCAAUUCAAUUGUUCAACGGAGCAAAAACGCUAUUCGAUUUUGGGAAGAAUGCAUCCCAACUUAUGAACCAAUACCCGGGUUACCUGGUCUCUACCCAAUCAGAUCCCGCCGUCGUGCUGUACACCCACCGAAUUGGCGGGACCGAUGUCGAGGUCGUCGAGGAAGACGGAAUUCGACGUUACGUUGAAGGAAAGUAUCUUCACGCACAAUCUUCUUCGCAGUUCCUCGUUUCAAAGUUGGCUUCUGGAGACCAGACAAAGAUCGAGUGGACGGGUUGGUUGCCAUGGAAACCGACCGUGGUCGUGAGCCGGAUGGAAAUUCAGGGUGGACCAGAACAAGAUGUGCGGGUGACGAGGCUGGAGUACACCGCGGGACAGUUGACCGCUGACAGGGACGUCGUUUGGAGUAAUGUCACCAUGAUUAAGGGCAACUCUGCCAAAGAGUCGUCGGGAUGGACCGUGUUCACCUUUGAUCAGUACAAAUUUAAUGCGACGUCGGGAUAUGUGCGACAACUGUACGACGGGGAUGGAAAUUGGCUCAAGCAGAUGGAACAGAACAAAAACGAUACACAAAACGGUACUAGCACGACCCAAAAAUUGUGGGAUAAGACGGGUUCCUUCCCAAUUACGACGCUAAUUCCGUUUAAUUCUACCGAAUGUCAAAUUGGAUACGUUGCAUUUCAGCCGUAUGAAAGUUGGGGUGGUGAUUGUGGGUGGCAGUUCAACAACGCUUCCGUUAUUAAUUCCGACGAUGCUGAAACCGAUGCCAGCCUAAUUUCUGGGAAUCAUUAUCUCAGUUUGACCCAUCCCGGUGAAGCGCUAACCUUUGAUGUCCCGCUGGUCAAGGGACGAUCUUACUUGGCGGGAUGUUGGGCGAGGUCGAAGGCACUUCAAGGAGAAAACUCCUCUUUGGAAAGUCCCAUUCUAACCGCCUGGGUCGAUGAUCAAGGUCUCGGUUUCAUGUCGAAAGUCGUCUUCACCCGAAGCACGUGGAACUAUCUGCAGGUCAAGGUCAUCGCAGAGGAACUCCUUCCCUUGUGGGAAACCUUGCUCAACAAAAAAAUCGACAUCGACAAGGCCAACUUGACCCUGAAGUUCCGUAUCGAACCGAGUGACCCUGACUUUGGCGUUGAUGUCGAUUCGUGUCUCGUCGCCCCAUUGUCGUGGAACUCGGAGAUUGCUGUUUUUGACGCAAAAAUGACCCGAGUGUCGGAAAAGGUUUUGGGCGUGUCGGGGUUGGUGGUGAGUUACGUGUACGACGACUUUCUCCUCAGUGGAGAAGCGGUCGUAACCACAGAUCCGAUGGGCAGAGUGACUCGGAUGCAAUUUAACGUUGACGGCGGUAAAACUGGCGGACCUUCUGUUUUAUUGGUUGAAUCGAUGGAUAUGCCAGGCUGGAUCCACUCUUAUGGGACUAAUACGGUCCCAUCCGGUCAAACGUUUGGACGCUACGGUCUGCUGCACAGUAGCGAUGACGAAUCUAGUAUCGAUAUCUUUAAAGAUGGUACUCUUCCGCCGGACAGAUUCAUGCUGCGUUUUGCUUACCACUUGGCCGAACCGAAAUGUAGUCUGACGCUUAAUAUGCAAGGGCGGCUAAUCACUCUGGAGAGGAAAGGGGAUUCAUUUUCUUCGGUUAUUAGAUCCCCUAGCGGAGAAGAAAAGAAGAUACCUCAAAUUGGAACAAUACUCAUUGGCUCGCUUCCAGAAAACCGCAUCUUUGUAUUCUCUAGCGAUUCUGGUGUUUUAUUCGAAACCGACAUUGGUCCUGCCACCAAAGCUACUUUAUCACUUCAAAUGUCCCACACCGUUGCGAUCAACCAUGUCAUCAUCCUGCCUAAUCCUUCCUUCACUCUGUCGCAUUUAUCCCCACUCGGCGAAGAAUUGCAAACUGCGGUGAUUCUAGAUGAUGGAAUUCUGCUGAAAGAAACUUUAUACGACGAACAGGGCCGUGCAGUUGCUGCAACUACGUCAACCCAUCUUCCAUGGUCAACGGGUGACAUGCUCCUCACCUACCGAUCGGGUUGGGUGACCGAUUUCUCCCUGCAAAGUCAAACCAUGGCGGGACAAGUGGUCGACCUCAAUCCAUCCUCUCGCGGCGUCCCCUUCACGUCAAUCAUUUUCGGAAAUACUCCUCCCGGGUUGAACGAGUGGGUCGGAGAGGGUCGACCCGGUGCAGACUUCUCAGCCAAAAGCGGUUACGCCAUUUCAUAUUCGAAGGAGGGCGAUCCCGGCGCAGAAGUCUUGUUUCCCCCCCAAACAGGAUUUUACUACAAGACCAAAGUUGAACCGGGUGGAUUCCGACAAAUCUCCGUGUUUUCGGAAAGUCUUCGAAACAUCGUUGAGGGAAACCGGGAAGUUGUUGUAGCCACGAUUACUCGAUCUCCGGGAGGGUGGACGACGUUGGUGACAAAUAAUUUCGACGAGAAGGGUCGCCUGAUCGCUACUCUGCCACCGAUGUAUCAUUUCCAACAAAUGACGCUACUCAAGGGAAAAACUUGGGCGGAAAUUGGGUACGAUCGUAGGAAUGCUCCGUUUGGAAUUUUUUAUGAUUACGACGAUAAGGACAAGCUUAUUCGAAAAGUGACGCCCGAACUUGGUGUGAGCGACAACAUCUAUGACGCCAACGGAAAAGCCGCCUUCGUCAUGAGGAAAACGACCGAAGAUGACGACACUGCCGGAAAUUUGCAACGCGUCGUCUACUUCGACUACGGUGAUGGUGCCAGAGUAAGCGAAUUUGGAGUACUGCAAGGCUGCAGCCCAUCCGGCAAAAAUUUCACGGGAGGAGUCAAGCAGCCCUCGAAGCAGUUGAAGUAUUUGGGUUCCGUAAAUGGGGCCUUAUCAACCACAGAUUUCGUUUUCAACUAUUCUCCCCCGGAAGUUGGAGAAGCACCCUACGUCCAAAUGAUUGAAAAUCACCUUCUCAACAAACUCCCCUCCAGCGAGACUCACCUUUCCUGGAAAUCCUCCAACGAUUCCUCACCCCUUCUGACACCCACCGUUCGAUACACGUACACGCCAAAAGGUGACAAACUCCUCAAAAUUCACUACGCCACUCAAGCAACGACACUCGUCUAUUCGUACAACGCUCUCGGCUUCAUGGACAAAGUGUUCCUCGUGCGGGACGACACAGAACCCGCCUUGCUCGCGAAUUUCGAAUACUCGGCGUCAACCGGAGGAGUUGCGAUUGAACGGAUUUUCCAUACCGCAGAACCGCCAUCCAAGAGUCUCGAGGUGCCCCCAUUGACGACAAACAUUGAAUACAACUCUCCCGGGUAUCCGACCUCUUGGGAAAAUGCAUUCUUUAAGGAAGAAAUCAGUUAUACGCAUCCAGGUUAUGGCGACGUGCCGAUGGGACAGCCCGCUUAUCCGACCGCGUUAACUUGGACGGGCACAUGGGGACCCGCUAAAACGGUUACCCCUGAACGUAUUGCUCAAAGUACUGGAUUAAAAUUAUCCUCCGCCACCAGGUGUCAUACGGCUCUGAUUGCGGCGAGAUAUUUGGACAUCGAAGGCUACAUCCUGCGACGCUUUGUUCCGGUCCUUGACGUAGAAAAUUUGCCAAUCAUAUGCAACUUUGGAGAGUAUGCUUGGGGCAUUGAAAAAUUAAUGGGGUCCGUAACGUCACUCCGUGGUUACGGCUACUCAUUUCAGUACGGAAACUACAAGGAACUAUUAAAAGCGAAGUUUUAUGACCCACGUGACGUUACUGAGCGUCCCUACUGCACAAUUCCUCUAACGCUGACCACACUGAAAAAUGCUUUAGACAAACCGCAAGAUACGGUUAAGAAUCUUUGGAAGCAGCUUGGCGAUAAAAAGUACAUUUUAGAAGAUUCCGACAAAGGUCGCAGCGGUAUUAGCCAUGGCGAAGCUGGAGAUUCUCUUUUAAAUGGUGUUCAAAUGACGGCUGAUCUUAGCAAUCUGAUCCCAGGCGAAACACUUUUUGAAUAUGCCGAGCCGAUUGGGCGUGUCCUUGGAACCCGGAUUGGAAAAACGUUUGGAAAGAACGAAUUUUCCGACAUGUUUGUCAAAUGGCAGGAAAAUCUUAGCAAUCAAACGGAUGUGAUAGUUGACACGAUUUGGUCAAUGUUUAGUAAACAAGGCUAUCUCGAUGCCAAUGGCGCAGUCACGAGCAAAGUUCUUGACGCUGGGUUCAGCUCAAUCGUCUCCAGUAUUCAGAAUCUCGACGUUUCCUCCGUAUUCAAAACCCUGCUCGACUUUUUCCUUUGCGGCGUCAACACAUCCGCGCAGGACAUGCAAGUCUACCAAAGUGACAUGCAUGGAAACAUGGAGCUCUUCUAUAACGGUCAAGACCGCCUAAAUUUUACCUACAAGGCGGGAACCAAUCAAAUUUUGGGCUCGGUCUUAACCCUCCCGAGCGGGGAGAAUGAAUCCAGAACAUACACCCACGAUAUCAAUGGCAACUUGAACUCUAUUUCGCAAGAUGGAGCUGUUCUCCUCAACCUGACCUAUGACCCGCUGACCAAUCGUCCCACCCUUGUCAAGUUAUUGGACGGAACUGAACUCCGAUUUGCAUAUGAUUACAAAGGAGAACGUGUCUUCAAGAAGGUGUUCGACAAAAAUGGGCAGCUCGUCAAGGAGAUUCGAUACCUAGGUCGUGACCUGGACAGAAAAGUGCUGACGGAUCAAGUGUUGACAUAUUCGUCUCCAACUUUGCCGCCUAAGGUGGUUACGACAUCCUACUUUUACGGGCCUCGAGGCCUGUUUGGGUUUCUGAGGGAUGGAACCUACUACACCGUUCUCGUUGAUCGGAUUGGAUCACCGCGAUUAAUAUUGCGAAAUGGGGAGGUCGUUGACGGUUUCAAUUAUCUGCCGUAUGGGAAGGUUUCGUCCACGUGGAAACUUGGGAAUGUCGGAAAUCAUGGAACUGAUCCAAUACUGCGCUACCUAUUUACAGGCCAAGAACUAGACGAGGAGACGGGCCUUUACAACUUUCACUACCGCAUGUACGACCCCACCUUGGGCCGCUUCUACCAAGUUGACCCCGAUGAGCAGUACUUCAGCCCGUACAAAUAUGCCGGGAACAGUCCAAUCCUCAUGGUGGAUCCCGAUGGCCGAUUUGGGUUCCUCAUUUUCUUCAUCGCUGUUGGCUUAGGCCUACUCUUCGGCUAUCUUGGGAUGGCGGCAGCCAACGGGACGUGGGACCCUACCAAGUGGCACUGGGACAAAUGGCAAACCUGGGUUGCCGGAAUUAUUGGAUUUGUGUCCGGGUUCUUGUUGCCGUACGGUUUUGUAGGGACUGCUGAAGCAUUGGUAGGCUAUCUUGGAAUUAGUAGUGAAGCAGCGGUAGUCCUGACUAUAGGGUUGGGUGUGGGGGGAGCGUAUUUGUCGGCGGCAGCAAAUUUUAAUGACUUCAACCCGGCCCACUGGGACUGGUCGUCGCCUGGGGCUUGGAACGCCCUUUUCAACGGCUUCGCUUUUGGAAGCAACAUCGUUGGAGGGGUCAAGGAGGUGUUUGUGUUCUAUGAUAAACUCGAUUCUGUAGCCAUGAAGGCUUUGCUUAUCGGCGGAUCCACUUUUACCGGAGCAGGACUGGGAUAUAUUUCUGGAGUUAUGGCUAAUCAACUCGAGGAUGGCAGUUUUCAAUGGAAUCCUGCCAAGUGGAAUGUGAACGGGGCUACUUUUUUCGCAGUUGUUACGGGCGGCCUUGGUGGUGCCACCCUACCGGUUGGACUCAUAGGGUUGAAAGAUGCGCUUUUUGGGUCGCCUAAGGAGGCAGUCCCUUUCGCGGACGAAGGACAAGAACUAAUGGAAAUGUCUUCCGUUCGACAUGGAAGUAUAAGCAGCAUGGACACCGUUACUAUGGUCUUCGACGAUUCCGCGAGUCUCUUUUCAGAGGGAAUCGAGGCUCUUCAAGACACCGUGAGAAAUGACGACGCCUUCAUCGACAACUCGUUCAAUCUGCCAUACAACACGAAUAACGAUGUGGCAAAUUUUGUGAGAAACACCGAUAGAAAUCUGCCCCUGAUUACUUUCAUUGUAGAAAAUCUCAACAUGAACUUGGAUAAUUUAAUUAGACACCUCGGUCCUAAACGAGCGAGAUCUUUGAGAUUAAAUGCUCCUAUAAAUUUCACAGAGCCAGCGAUUCUGGUUUUUCUGGCCAACAAUGACUACAUAGUGUUGGAAGGGGUUGGAAAGGGUUUCCACCCGGAUGGAGGCGUUUAUCUCUUUAACUCGACGUCAAAUCCUGACCUUUUUAACAUGCUGGCAGAGUCAACAGGACAAGUGGGUACAAUUCCGGUGGGUAAUUUAACCGUGGAUAUUGCAAACUUUUUAAGUUUACGGAAUGCUGCUGCGAUAACUACAUUUAUGACUACCUGGGGCAAUGCGGUGAGGUCAGAGUUAGUUAAAAUUGCUGGGGUAGAGCCAUCUCUGGACAGUGCGGCGUUCCAAGAAGAAGUCGUGAGAAGACUUAUGCACGCAAUAAAUAGCCAGCCAAAACUGGAUCUGAGCAAGAAUGAAGUUGUUAACUGGGUUGUUAUGACCGCGAUGGAGGGAUCUUUGCGGGACGUUUUGCUAAAUCCGAUUAAAGAGAAGGACGAUAAUGCUAGCGACCAAUUAGUUGACGUACUGGGUCGAAUGGGACAGCUCGUGGCAGGGUCAAACAUUGUGCAGAUUAUUGCUUCAAACCAGACGCCAAAUUAUACCGAUGUUAUGCUUCCGCUUUCUGAACGAUGGGAUAUUCCCACCAGUUGCGUACAAUCGGGCGAGAUUUGUGUAAACGGGCCACCGCAAGUAGAGGUCGGUAGCGUCCCGUUUCUAACUUCUUUCAAGGCCAAACCUGAAAAUCACAUUGUUCCCAAUUCCAUCCUCUCCAACGACGGCCUUGUCCGGGGGAUGAAUAUUUUGGACAUGGUUGACUUUACAAACGUGUCUCACGUGGAUCCCCUUCUUGAAAAGUUGACCAGUUUUGACGGACUUGAUGGCUUCUGCUACUUUAAUAACGCAACUUCUUGUCCGAAUAAGGAAAACUUGGGUAACGAUUCGUUUGAAAAUGAGAUUUUUGUUAGAAAUCGAGUAAGACGUGCAGCACGGGAAGAAUCUGCUACGUCCAGUAGCUCCAGUCUCCAUGGUUCAAACAUGAUAACUCGAAGUGUUAAAUUGAUUCGGGGACUUUGGGACAGGAUCAGCCCAGUCAAGCCUAAAACGGAUAAGUCUCACCCUACGCAAUCGGAUAUCUUACACAGUAAAACGAGGUCACAAAACCAAGCUGGGUCACCUUCUAUGUGGAAAAAAUGUGUCCCUUGGGCGCACGACGGGCUCGGCUACGUCGACGGAUUCACCUGCAUGGGCAACAAAGGUGUGGUCUCGGUCGUCCCACUUUCACACGAGGCAUUGGAAACCAAUCCAACCUCGUUGAUGACCACCGAUUAUGGCGACACGUAUCGAGACUGUACUUUCUACAGGGACCCGACCCGACCGUUUGGUUCGGCCCAUUGCACAGGCAACAAAAGCGAAAUGCAUUACACAUCUUGGAUGGAACAAAGACCGUUUGAUCACUUGAACGACCACCUGCUCAUGGUGGCAUUGAUCCUGCAUUUUAUUCGAGUCAGUAAGGAUGACGAGGAUAACGUGAAAUCGGAUCUGAUUUCCACGGAUGACGAAAAAAUGACAAUGUGGCGUCAAACCCUGGACGAUAUUGCAAAUAUGUUGGAGUUCUUGACUAUUAGGAAUGAUGCUGAUCAAUGGUGUAGCGUUUGGGGACGUCGUCUUCUCCAGGACAGGAUCGACGAUUGGGACACAUUCUACCGAAAGGGAGCAGCAACCUUGGAAGAAUUUGAGAUUUUCGAGGAAGACUUGGAGGCUUUGUGUGAAGAAGUUGGCGAACUGGUGGAUAAUGCUAUGAAGUUACUGUGAAAUGUUCAACAUUUUUUAAAAUUAUUAUACAUGUAAAUUUUAUUUCAUUCGUUUACCCUUUAUAAUCAUGGAAUUCAGGGAAUCCUUGAUAUUUUGUUAAAUCCGUAAGCUUUGUAAAAUAGAUUUACAAACUUUAACAAAAAAAGUUACUCUUGUGAAUAAAUUUUCAAGAAUUUGUAAACUAGUUUUCAUUAGAUAUACUGAUAAACCGUAGCAAAGGGGUGAAGUAACGCUGUCACUCAUCGUAUGUCAAACCCAUGUCCAUUUUUGAAAUCCUCGCCAAAACUAAGCGGUCAAACCAAAAAACUCGGCAUCUUUGACCGUUUACCUCAUCACCUUGGAGCCGUGACUUUAUGACCUACAACGCCCAUCUUCGAACUCAUCCGUACUUCAAAAAUUAGAAACAUGCUGGCGAAAAGCACAAGUCGAAAUUCCAAUCCGUUCUAAAUUUAGACGAAAAGUUAACUUUGAGACAUACGGACAGGAUAUUUCCAUAAGAGAUUUCGCAUCGCUUCAGGCCUUAAUAAAAUACAGUUUCAUUUGCUAUUAUAGUUUGUUCCAUGUAAUAAAUAAAUAUGUAUGUAGUUCAUCACUCGUAGCUACCUACGUAAAUAAGUAUUUACAUAUUUCCUCUGUGUACAUAUGUAUGUAUGUUAAGCUUAAUUAAUAAAUAGAGUGUGUCCAGAAAGUUUCUCCCUGUCAACCAGUAAUGAUUUUUAUUAUCUUACAAGGAAAGGGAGACUCAAAUGUUCAAAUUGCCAUAUUUUUUUUAAGUGGCGAGAAGGCUUAAUAUUUACCUUUGGGAUCGUGUAAUAGUGCCAAAGAAAUUGCAAAAUGAAACUUACAGAUGCAAAAGCUAGCAACCAAGCGCGAGUCAUCGGGAGGAACUUUUGGACACCCUCUACGUGCAAAUAUGUUUGCAUUUGUUUGAGAGGAUAAUAUUUAAACACGUGUAGAAUCCCAUUAUUAAGUACGUACAUACAUACGUAGAAAUUUGUAUGUAGCUCCUUUAAGCGAAGUUCUUCUUGCAUACUCCCAAAUAGUUUGAAACUCUGCUUUCAGACAUCGGAAAUUUAUCUGCUUAUCCAAACAAUCAUGUUGCUGUAAAUAUUUAUCAAUAUCCUGCCGAAAUCUCGAAUCAAAAUAUAUAAUUUAGAAAACAUGCAAAGUCACCUCAAUGUGUAAGUUUAAAUACAGACAUUAUUUCUCUCAUCAUAUUUACACUGCAGGAUAGGCAUCAGACACAAGGCAAAUAAACGUUCAUAACCUAAUUAUUUAUUUAUACUACCGGUUUAGAAAUAAAUAGCUGAAUGAAUUCUUUAAAUUAUAAGACCACGUAAACUUCAUAUACUCACUUUGAUGGCACGAUUAGCUUAAUUGUCGUUCACCAUUCAUUAAGCUAUUUAGAUAAUUUCCGGAUAAUUCGAGUGACAUAAUGUCGCAAAAUCUUCAACACAAUUUCACGGAUUCUAUCCGCUUGUUCAAAUUUGAACUUCUUAGUUCCAAGAUCCACCAUAUUAUCCCGUACUACUUCGACACCGUCUCACAAACGGUCAAAGUUUACCGCAAUCCUAUUCGAUUAUUUGUUUCCCGAUUACACUUGCUUAUCGUCGGAGGUCUUCUGACGCUAAUGUUGUCGAAUCUUUCUGCACCCCACACCAUGCAAAUAACUUCCUUGACGGACAAGAUACUUGGCGUCUACUUCUGGACAUGCAUGUUUUUCUUGUGGAUCAUGACGUGUGACAUUGAUCGCAAAAAGGAGGAGUGUGCCCUUUUGUGGAAUACGCAUCUCUCCUUUGAAAAAGAGUACUUGAUACGUAAGAGAAAUUUAUGAAAAAUUGAUCCUUAUUUAUUUGUAACCAUGAAAACUUUGUAAAUUUUACAAAUUCUUUUGUAAACCUUACAAAUUUAUUUAGCAAUUUACAAAAUUCUAGCCUUCCUGGAUAAGAACCGACCUAUCAAAAAACUUGGCAUUUUCAUGGGAAUCUUGUCCAUUUCAACAGCAGUCGGAGCACCGCUGUUAUGUUUGUUAAGAAUAUUAAUUGAUAAUUAAAAAAAACAUUAAAAAGGAUGAGAUUUAUUUUAGGUUGUGCUCUACUAAUUUACAAUCCUUGUAUGCCACCAUAUUUGGGAUUCGUAUUUUACAAGGAGGAUACAAAUCAGUGCAACCUUCCGGAAGGAUGCACUAUACCGAUGAUUCUUCUCUUAAUUGAUACAAGUGUCUUGUUUACCGUUUUUUCUCUUCCCCCAAUACACACGUUCCACGGAGUGUUUUCAGGACCCUUGUGCCUUGAUACGUAUAUCAAAAUGCUGAUCAGACGGAUUAAUUCCAUAUCCACUGACAUUUCGGACCAAUUGGACCUGGCAUUUCACAACUAUCGACAAAUCUGUAUCAUUGGUCGGAUGCAUAACGAUUUGUGGGGAAGUGUCUUGAUCCCGGCGAUUGUCUGCACUUCGUUUAUCUGUCUAACACUAGGAUUAUACGGCUGCAUCAUGCUUCACGAUGAUAUCGAGUGGCCAGGAUUUGCCGUAUUUAUUCUGGGACCUUUGGACGCCUGCUUUGUCAUCGCUGGGAUGGGAUUUGCAUCAAAUGUGUACAAAACUUCGACCGAGUUCAUCCAAGUUCUGCUGAGACGAAGUGGUUCAUUUUUCCGUGAUGAGGCAUCAAUUGGAGAGAGUCAUCGUCACCUGUCUCGAUAUUGCAGAAGGGUGGCACGGUCAUUACCAUGUAUAAAAGUUAGGCUGGGCUCCACCAAUUAUUUUGACAAAACGACACCAUUGAUAUUUACGGAUUUCUGCAUUUCACAAUUAGUGAAUAUAUUGCUCGUGUCUGCGUAAUGGUUCAGUAUAUAUGUAUUUUCGUAUUGAUUAAGAUAUAUGUUACUAAAUUACUGUUGGAAAUGUAUAGUUACGUACAUAUGUAUGUAUAAUUCGGAGAUUAUAAAUGUGUACAUAAAUCGAAACCUUUCGCUAUGAACAAAUAACAUUUUGACAUUGUAGAAUACGUAGAUUAAGGAUGAGCGUAAUUAGUAAUAUUGAACAUGUAAAUGCAUCCAUCUGUACCCAUGAGCUGUCAGAUGUGAGCUACGGGGGGUGAGGAUGAUGAUGAUGGUAGCGGUUGAGAGAGAUGCGGAAUAAGUGUUGACUCUACGAGUUGCCAAUGCAGAGUGAUCUUUAUUAUACGGGGUGUGAGUAUUAUAUACUGAUACAUCCACCGCCACGUUUUUGAAAUUUUUGUAUAUAUAAAAAUUUCGAAGCCAAUUUGAUAAUUACCCUAUGUAACUAAAUGUACAUAACAAUGGGCACACUAGUACUACUUAAAUGUUCAAAAACUAUACAAAUAUUAUCACUAUUCACUAUCUAGUACAGUUAUACAGUGAACACCCUGUAUACAAAUCUUAUGUGCUAAACUUAUGCAUAGAUACAUACGAAUAAAAAUGUUGCUGGUGUUGAAUCAACUCACUGCACUGCAUACCUGGGUGAUAAAAAAAACUCGCCAAACAAGUCUUAUCUUUUCAAUCGGUCGGCAGCAUCACUUCAACUGUAUCACAAGGCAAAACAGCACCAUAUGUACACUAUACAUAAUAAAGUUCUAUUCCUACUGCGAAUUAUACCAUGCUUAAAUAUCACCAUAUAAACUUACGUAGGCAUAUUAAGGUGUCCUUUAACUCACAAUUAAAUGUACAAACUGUUCGAUACACGCUCUAAUACAGCAAAGAACACUCAUCCCCACUGAAUUAUACAUAUUUAACACUAACACAAUCUUUGCAAUAACACCGGAACCCUGCAACUCACUCCGCAUCUUAUUAUUCGCAUCUUAUGUUCUAACUUACAGAUUAUUAACAACUCGUGCAUAAGUACUUAGAAAUAAUAAUCAUACAUACAUAUAUAUAGUGAAACCGACUUAUAAUGCACUAUCUACGUUAUAAAUUAUUGUAUACAGAGAAUUCAGACACGACUUGUUUCAAAGACAAAAUUAUAUGCAUAGGAAUCGUAUACUGCUUUCAUACUGGCAUAUAUUACAUUGCAUAGUAAAAUAAACAUCCAUACAUAUAUAUUACUAGCUUAUACAAGUUCUCAAGGCAGUUUAGUUGCUACCAAAAGUUGCAGUUGAGCACUUACAGCAUACAUAGUAGUUAGAUACUGAAGAAAUCCAUCGAUUCGUGAGUUGAACUCACCAAAUAAAUACAUUGUGUUUUAAUAAAUAAUCAAAAAUGGAAUAUCUAAAUUUGGUUUCAAAAGUGUACUUAAGUACUACUGCUACCAAUUACAGAGAAUCAAACGAAUAUUACGAUUUUUCACAGUCACACAAUUUGCUUAAAGUGUAGAAAUCAUACAGACAUACAUAAUGCUGAAUUCGUCAACAUUUAUCCAUGUGCUACACUCAAUAAUAAAUCCUGAUGGAACGACCCGACAUAUAUCUGGGUUUGAGACAAUUUUUAAGUACAUACAUACUUUAUAACUACGAUGUUGAUUAUUUAACUUAGUCAAUGAACUUCUAAUUUUUUUAUAAAUCACAUGCAUGGAAUCGAAUCAAGGUUGACAAAAAGCAGACAGCAUAUUUUAGAUAAGUGCAACAUAGUUAUUUAUGAGUUAGAAAUUAAUUUCAGUUGUUGGGACUAACUUACAGUUUGCGAAUCAUAGCUAAUUAAAAAAUUUUUUGUGAUUAGUUGCAGAAACACUGCGCGAUUGCACUCGCUCCUCUCUUCGUAAUAAUACGCAAUCCUCUCUCGCGUCUCAGAUGCAAAAGCAAAUGUUGCUGUCACUUCUUCUCGGAGCAGAACAUGCGUGAAAAAUGGGAUGAGUUUUGUGUCCAUCUGAACCCGGGCAAGACUAAACAUUCGUUUAUAAUUCGCUUAAUUAUCCUAACAAUUCAUAAUUUUUAAUUUACGUGUAAUACAUGUGUUCAUAAUAAAUUACAGAAUGCUCUCGACA
Molecule: messenger RNA, 16655 nt
Organism: Folsomia candida
Lineage: Eukaryota; Metazoa; Arthropoda; Collembola; Entomobryomorpha; Isotomidae
Exons: 23
Coding region: 135-11720 (3861 amino acids)
Source: RefSeq, a predicted model, not a curated record